Molecule: messenger RNA, 3456 nt
Organism: Anarrhichthys ocellatus (wolf-eel)
Lineage: Eukaryota; Metazoa; Chordata; Actinopteri; Perciformes; Anarhichadidae
Gene: mycbpap
Product: mycbp associated protein
Exons: 20
Coding region: 384-2708 (774 amino acids)
Source: RefSeq, a predicted model, not a curated record
GCCUCUUGGCUGGGAAAUCCCUUUCCCUGGACGCGUCCAGGACGUCAAUUUGGUAUGUCUCUCCGCGGAUACGAAACAGUUUCCUUAGGAAAUCCUCAGAGGUGGGACUGUACUCCUCCACAAAUCCGUCCCUAAGGUAUCUUCUCAUGAUGGACGUCUUGCCGACCCGUGGCGCACCGAGAACUACGAUGCGCUUACAGUUCUGAGGCUUGGUCGGUGCUUGCUCUUGGUCAAUAUGACGCUGCCGGGUUUGCCCGUGGAGAACCAGAGCUGCCAGAUGAUCAAAGAACAAGAAGCUAAAACCCCAGGCUCUUGACAUUCACCCAGACCUCAGUGAAAUUCAUAAACCACAGCCGCCCAAGGGUCGUCAAAAACCAGCGCUCAUGGCUUGUGUGCGUAGAACACAGCCAGCGGAUGAAGUCAGAGAUGCUGUGCGAGGGCCGGUGGCUCAUCCAGUGAAUCUGGACCCUUCCUCUCAACUUCUGGACUACACAGGGCUUCGGUUUGAUGACCAAGGGAUGCUUCUUCCACACAGCAUCCUGGGUAGUUUAGAGGAUUUCAGACGUUAUCUGGAGGCCAAAGGGGAGACGGAGCUGGUGAAGCGCAUCCCAAAGUCCACGAGAUACGAUCCGUUCGAGGACCCAGGGAGGCGUCAUCCUGAGGCUGUGGAGAGUGGGCAUGGGAUCCCUUCAGGCCACAGAAACGUUCAGUGUAAUGCCCUGCGGCAUUGGGAUGCACACAUGACGCAGCGCAGACAGCAGCAGGACAUCUUAUCUGACUUGCUCGACAGGCCAGUCGUAAACUUACUGAUGAACCAAGCAAACCAGUUCAGAGAAUCUCAGCAGAAGAAGGAGAUUCUGAACCGAGUCAUGCCACUCAUCCACUCUGGAUAUGGUCACCGUGUGGGCAGUGAGUUUUGGAGUCUGCCCCAGCGUUACGGAGAUGAAAUGAGUGGCAUCACAGCCACUCUGACUCAGACCGAGCAGGGCAGACGGGAGCCUGUGACACACGUAGGACAACCGAGCAGCAUACGCCAGGAAUCAGGAAUAUUUUGCGCUGAGACUCUGCGUCUACCCUCUCGGACUUGGGACCAGAGUGCAUACCUGCAGCACCAGUGUCAGGAGCUCAGAGAGGUUCUAGGGGACACGGACAUCAAACAGCCGGAAAUCAAUGGACUGGAGGUUAUUGGCUCUAGCAAGCCACUCACUUUUGUCUCGGUGUGUCGUGGUUCCCUACUGGAGAAGGAGGAGGAGGAGACGGAGCAUGAGAAGAUGAAGAAGGAGAACCUUGAUCCACUGGCACAGUUUGAUGAUGUUCGGUCAGAUGCUCUGCUCAUUCCUGCCUUAAGAUUCUGUGGUCAGCUUGCUAGCUGGACAGGAAACUCUACGACUAACCAGGGAGAAGUAGGAAUCGGUGCCAGAUUGAUCUUUCAGGCCCUGACUGGAGAAACAGCCUCUUCCCAAUUGGAGCUGCACAAUGAGGGCAGCACAGCCGUCUUCUACAGCUGGGAGCAGCUUCCCGUGACACACAGCUUUCCUAACCUGCGAUCACGAACAAAGAGUCUGCACUUCUACUUCAACUCCUCCUCUGGCGUGAUCCGUCCCGGUGUCACCCAGCAGGUUGAGUUCAUGUUUAAGUCCGAGAGGCCAGGCAUCCAAACUGAACUGUGGCAGCUCAACACCCACCCUUUGCUGCUGCAAGGAGCCUCCAUGCAGGUCACACUGAGGGGAGUGGCUCUGUACCAGGACAAGACCGCAGCCCAGAAGCUUUUCAUAGAGACAAAGCUGGAAGAGAGAGUGACGGAAAAAAUGUGUCUGUCGAUUGUGAACGAGGUGCUUUUGGGGGUUCACACUCCAGAGAGACCCAGCUCUCCCGCAGAACUCUAUGUCACUGAAGAGCAAGAGUUUUUAAGCAAGAACCCCGAGUUGCCGUAUCUUCAUCAGCCAGUGGAGGAGCUAAAGAGACUGUGGCAAGAAGUGCAUCCGGAACGCUCCUGGGACUUCUCUGUCCAUACGCUCCGACAGGUUGUGCUGUCUCUGUGUGAGCAAGAGUCAGCGCAGGAGAAGAGCCUGGCCCAGCUCAACUCCCUGCUUCUGCAGCUUUCUGAACCUUCUCAACUGAAUCGCCUCCAGCUCACAGCAGCAGCUAUAGGGCAGCAGCUGUGGAGGAAACUGCUUGACACGAUGGCUGCUGAGGCCAUGAUGCUCAGACACCUGCAGGGCCUCCCAGAGAAAGACACAUGGAUCGAUAAAAAGGAGGAACCCCCGAUCGCUGAUGCUGAUGUGGCCGAUAACAAAGAUGGGAAGAGUGAGAAAAAGGGAGGAGCAGCUGCUACAGAGGAGAGGAGUAGGGCGAGCGCCACAAUUAAAGAUGACAACAAAAGGGAGUCCCAGUCAGCAUUAACUGAAAAACCAGUGCAGGACAGCAAAAAGAAGGGGAGAAGAAGGGAGGACGUGGGGAAACGCAGUAGGGAGGACGUGGGGAAACGCAGUAGGGAAAAGCUAGCAAAGGAAACGACCUCGCUGACUGAUGUCCCCCAAGGCAGCGUCAGUCCACAACCUCCAAGUGUAGUGGUGGAGGACGUUUACACGAGGCUCCUGCACAAAAAGGUUUAUGCACUGAUGGAAGACCUGGUGGACAACCUGUGUGACCUGAUGGACGAGCUCAACGAGGACGAUGAACAGGACUCGCACACUAGUAACAUGUGAGAGAGGCAGGCACAGGAGCCCACUGAAUAUAUACAACCAAAUGUAACUAAAACGUGUCACGGAGGAUUCCCCAAUCUCUGUUUUGUACCCUCUUUUCUUGUGAAAUCAAUAAACUGAUUAUUUUUCUGGCACCGUGGAUGUGCAGUGAUAUUCAUCAUGUGUCAGUCACACUGUCACACUCGCAUCAGCGGGCGAUAGUAGGUUAACAGUAUCGCUGACUCUGCAAACGAAGCGCGCCUCUGCCUCUCUUUUACGCUCACCGUUGUGAUUGUGCAUGCUCUAUGGUCUAUGCGUGCGUUGGCCUGCCGGUGCCGUAUGCGUGUGUGGAUGAGGCUGCCCGAGUGAGUGAGAGAGGGAGCGAGCGAGCCGUGUGCUGUGGCUUAUCCUCGUCCUAUGCGGAUUUCACCACUGCCUGCCCGAGCGGCUCGCAUCCAUCCAGGGUGUAGGCCGGGGGUUCAGACGCCGACAUUCCCAUUGAAGGAAACACUCACUGUUCGGCUCCUCUCUCGCGUUUUGCCGGAUAAAGGAGCGGAGGGGAGAAUCGUGGUUGCCCUGCUUUGCUGAUCCCAGCGGAGGGGGAUAUAUUACCGGGACUUGGGGAGGAGACAGCGGAGAGGCGAGGAUGCUCAGCGGACAAGGCGAGAGAUGAGCAAUGGGCAAGGGGCGUCCUAUAACCCCUGACAGAGAAGAGGAGCCUUCUUUGCCACAGCAUCCCCCCUCUCCUCCUUUCCUCCUCCGGUCCACAUCA